UUCAAAAGAAAUAUUUGUGAAAUGAUUAUUAAACGUAAAGGCAUCCAACAUACACUCAGAACCAUACUCGCCUUACUGCAGUACAUGGUGAAUAAAAAGCGCAUGAGCACCACUUGUCCAAAUGCCACUUUAACUGCGUCCAACAACAGUGUUACAUCGAAACCACCUGUACCUUGUGUGGGAGCCAAUGUGUAUGCUUGUAAGACAUGUACUGAAACUUUAAUUCUACUUUCUAAUAUAUCACCUACAACUGGUCCUAUUGGUGAUAUACAAAUAUGUUCGCAAAAUAGACUAGCUGUGAUAAUAAUUGGAAUAGUAACAUUAAUUUUAGGCAUAAUUUUAUCAUCAAUUCCGUGGGUGGAUUAUUUCAUAUUGCAGAAUCUAAGGCUGUGGAACGAUAGCUUAAGUUUUCAUUAUUGGCAAAGGCCUGGAGUCAUACGUUUAACAAAAGUUUAUAUUUAUAACGUCACAAAUCCCGAUGGGUUUUUAAGUGGUGAGAAGCCAAAAUUACAAGAGGUGGGACCUUUUGUUUAUAGGGAAGAUAUGGAAAAAGUUAAUGUAAAAUUUUACGACAAUUACACGGUGUCAUAUCAACAUAAGAAAAUUUUACAGUUUGUUCCUGAAUUGAGUAUUGAUAAGAAUACGCCAAUAGUCACUCCAAAUAUUCCAUUGUUGACGCUUACUAGUUUGAGUCCAAAACUGGGCUAUUUAUUAUCGAAAGCGAUAUCUGCAGUAUUAACGCUUGCUGAACUAAAGCCAUUCGUCAAUGUUACAGCCGAUCAAUUGGCAUUCGGAUAUGAUGACACUCUAGUGAGUUUAGCGCAUAGAUUUUAUCCGAAACACUUGCGUCCAAUGAGUCAAAUGGGACUACUUAUUGGGCGCAAUGGUACACUAACUGAAGUCUCAUCAAUAAAAACUGGACAUGCUGAUAUGAAUGAGUUUGGAUAUAUUGAUCGUCUAAAUGGAAUUGAUCAUUUGCCAUAUUGGAACCAAAAACCUUGUACGAGUAUUUCUGCUUCAGAAGGUUCUUUUUUCCCGCCCAGAGAACGCACAAAAGCUGAUAUGGUUUAUUUAUACGAUAAAGAUUUAUGUAGAGUUAUACCAUUAAAAUAUCAAGAAGCUGUAGAAAAAGACGGUAUUGAUGCUGAUCUAUUUAACUUAGCAGAAGACUCUUAUGGUGACUCACAAAAUAAUCCUGAUAAUGAAUGUUUCGAUACUAAGGAUUAUGCACCAGUUAAGGGCUUACAAAAUAUAAGCCCAUGUCAAUUUGGUGCUCCGGUUUAUAUAUCAAAUCCACAUUUUUAUGCAGCGGAUACAUCAUUGUUGGAUGCAGUUGAAGGUUUAAAACCCAAUAAAUCUUUACAUGAAACUUUCUUUAAAAUACAACCGAAAAUCGGUGUACCAUUGGAAGGUAAAGUACGUAUACAAUUGAAUUUAAGGGUUACCAGAGCGCCAAAUGUAUUUCCCGUUAAAGAUUUUCGUGAUUUUGUGUUUCCAAUAAUGUGGAUGGAAGAGGGAAUAUCUGAACUUACUCCAGCUAUUCGCCGUUGGAUUUAUUUGGCUACAGUUUUCGCACCAAACAUUGUGCCCAUCAUUUCAUACCUGAUGAUCGUUAGUGGUGCCUUUGCCAUAAUUUUUACCUUUGUUCGUGUCUACCAAACCUUCGUCUUCGCCUGUGAUCCAACGCUGGAAAUUCUCGAAAUGGGUCGGCGUUCGCUAAGGCGCGGCAGCAGUUUCAUUGCGCAUCAUCAGCACAAGUUUAUGCACCGCGAGAGUUAUACGCUGCUCAGGACGAUGCCGAGCACCUUGGGUGGCGAUGAUAGAGAAGAUGUGUUGCCAAUUAUAAGCAACAACAACAACAGCGAUUCAUAGUAUUUUUUACAUAAAUAAUUCGCUUUAAGCGCUCAAGUUUAUAUAGUUUUCUACUCUCUAGGGUUAAGACGGCAGGCAUAUUUUUAUAAAUAAUUUUUAGUCUAACUUUUAGUAACUAGAAGAAAAACAAAUUGUGAUUUAAGUAUGUAUGUUUAGUUAUUUAGGAGAGAAUGUCUGUCGAUUUGUACAAUUAAGUAUACCUAUGCAGUGCAUAGUACGUAUGUAUGUCUGUCUUUGUAGUUUUAGUCACUUAGCAUAGAAAAUUUGUGGCAUUGAGUUUAAUUGCUUUAUUGUACAUAAUUAAAACCAAAAUAUUUAUUUUAAUUAUUAUUAUUUAGGUACUCUGAAUAAUUAGCAGAACAAAUUAUAAUUGUAAUCUUAACCAUUACAAAAUAUUUACUCUAAACUCUAUCAAAUCGAAUUCAGCAACAAAGCCAAAACAUUUUUUCGUACCAUUUUAAUUCAUAAAUUUUUUAUAUAAUUUUUUAAAUUAAGUUUAAAUGUCUUCUUGAAGGCAUCUUGAUUUUUACGGGGAAUUGUAUCUUGAAUCUUUGGAAUCAUAAUAUCGAAUCACAUAAUUUUAUAAUUAAGCUUCACAUAAUUUUUAAGUGUAUAUACAAUUAAUAUUAACAAAUUAUCUUAGUUGUAAAAUUUUUCUAAUGUAAUUCGCUAGUCAUUUUACAUGCGAAAUGAGAAUUGAGUUUUUAAUGGCAAUAAGAAAAUGAAAGGUAAUUUUCAUAAGUUUCAUUAGUCACAAUAUAAAUGCUGAAAUCUAGUAUUAGUAUUCAUAUAUUGUAUAGAUUUCAAUAUGCAAUAACAAAGUGUUUGGUACAAGUUUUACAAUA
Messenger RNA from Teleopsis dalmanni, 2717 nucleotides. RefSeq names its product scavenger receptor class B member 1 (gene dsb). The transcript has 9 exons. The record is from RefSeq and is a predicted model, not a curated record. The coding region runs from base 22 to 1872 and encodes 616 amino acids. Lineage: Eukaryota; Metazoa; Arthropoda; Insecta; Diptera; Diopsidae. Gene Ontology annotation, cellular component: cytoplasm; membrane. Gene Ontology annotation, molecular function: scavenger receptor activity.